Molecule: messenger RNA, 2518 nt
Organism: Gavia stellata (red-throated loon)
Lineage: Eukaryota; Metazoa; Chordata; Aves; Gaviiformes; Gaviidae
Product: caspase-8
Exons: 8
Coding region: 385-1782 (465 amino acids)
Biological process (GO): apoptotic process; proteolysis; regulation of apoptotic process
Molecular function (GO): cysteine-type endopeptidase activity; protein binding
Source: RefSeq, a predicted model, not a curated record
ACUGCUGCAUGAUGGGAGAAGCCUCUAUCUGGAAAGAGCCAACCUGGGCUUGGCCUUGUCCGCAAAUAUUUUUCACACAGUGUUGAUCACAGCAUGCUUCCUCUUUCAAACUGCAACUGGAGUCUUGAUUCAGUUAAAACACAGAGGAACUGAUGCAGGGAGAGAGACGCUGAGGCAUGGGAUGACAUGGAGACAGAACCAUUUUGGACCUGAAGAUCUGAUAGUGCUUGUGGUGUCCCUCUGUGCUGCUCCCAGUCUUUGGAUAAAAGGAAACUCGUGCCUGUGAAAUAAGUCGGACACAUUUCCUGAACUGUUACUAGCGUGUGCCUUUUGGAAGGAAUUUGUAUGCCUCAUUCUAUCGAAGGAUCCAAAUCCUGAGGUGAAAUGAGUACAGACUUCCACAAACUCCUUUUUGACAUUUCUGAGGCUUUGGUCACAGAUGAACUGGCAGCUCUGAAGUUCCUCAGCCUGGAGCACGUCCCCAUGAGGAAGCUGGAAGCCAUCCAGGAACCCAAGGCCUUCUUUGAAGCGCUGCAGGAGAAAGACAUGAUCAAAGUGGGGAGCCUGUCCUUCCUGAAGGAGCUGCUCUACCGGAUCAAUCGGAUGGACCUCCUGGCUGCCCAGCUGGGCUCCAGCCGAGAGGAGAUGGAGAGAGAGCUUCAGAUCCCAGGCAGGGCAAAGGUGUCAGCCUACAGGCAACUGCUGUAUGGAAUUGCAGAGGACUUGACUCCAGAAGAUGUCAAGAAUGUGAAGUUCCUGCUCCAAAAAAAAUUACCAAAGAACAAGCUCCAGGAUAAUGCUUCGAUGUUGAAGGUUUUACUGGAAAUGGAAAGAAAUGGGAUAAUUAAAGAAGAUGACCUGGCAAUGCUGAAAGAUAUAUUAAAGGGAUUUAGAGCUGACGUAAAGAAAAAAAUUGAUGCCUAUGAAGAAAAAAAAAAAGAAAAUGAUGCUAAGGAAAAACUCCACUAUCCAGUAUCUGUGUCUGUGCAUCCAGCAGGACAAGGAGCAGAGGGAGAGACACCACCCCUGCUUGUGAAAUCAUAUAAGAUGAAAAAUAACCCCCAUGGUUACUGUGUGAUUCUUAAUAACUACAUUUUUAAAAAUCCCUAUGAAGCCAGAGAAGGAACAGUGAAAGAUGGAGAGGCUGUGAAGAGGGUCUUUAAGUGGCUUCAGUUUGAGACAGUUGAGUACAUGGAUCUAGAAGCAAACCAAAUGUAUGCGAAAGUUAAAGAAUACAGCAAAAAAGAUCAUAGUAACAUGGACUGUUUCGUUUGCUUCAUUUUUUCUCAUGGUGAAAAAGACAAAAUAAAAGGUGUUGAUCAUGAGUUUGUAUAUAUUAAAGAUUUACUCUCCUGCUUCAGUGGGUCUAAUUGUCCUUCUCUUGCUGGCAAGCCCAAGCUGUUUUUCAUCCAGGCUUGCCAAGGCUCUGUAGGUCAUCCAGCUGUCACAGUAAAAGAAGACUUUUCUGGCCAUCUUGAGACAGAUGCUACCCCUCUGACUUCCAUUCCUGAUCAGGCUGAUAUUCUGGUUGGCAUGGCUACAGUGGAAGACUAUCAGUGCUACCGCUGUACAAAGAUUGGCAGUGUUUAUGUUCAAUGCCUCUGUGACAAGAUGGAGUUGCUUUGCCCACUCCACAAGGAUCUCAUAACCAUCCUGACAGAAGUGAACAAGGAAGUGGGAGGAAGAGUAUUAAAUGGAUGGAAGCAGAUGCCAAAGAUAACAUCAACCCUACGGAAGCAAUUGAUCUUCCAAAUUCCACAAUGUUCAUCAACUGAAAAGUAGAAAAAUAAGACUACACUCAGUUAGGAAUCACAUCUGGAAUGGGCUUCCACAGGGAAGAGAAUUUGCAAGAGAAGUUAUCUGGAUCUGUGUAGUUAGCCCCAGUCCUUCAAGGGGCUGUGGGACCUAAAUUUUCCAAUUCCCAUGUUUAAUCAGUCUCCUGGCACCUGGAUCUGUAGCAGCCUGGUAAGGCCGUGGAGGAGUACAGACUUGGCUUUCUGUCCUGCAGGAGCAGUGGAGUCUGUUCAGUCUGGGUUUCAAGUGAGGAAGCACUUCCAAGUAGUAUGAUUUUUAAGAGUUAUUGGAAAUGCCAAUGGAAGUCCCAUUUCUGUCCCAAGUUGUUGUUAAGUCCCUGAAAUCUGAAGAAAAGAACAGAUAGAUUCAGCAUGCUAGAUCCCUUCCCAGGGAGCAUGUGUAAGAUUGUAACUGAUUUACCCAGAGGUGACUCAUUGGCUGUCUCUGGAAGCUGUAUAAUUUUUCAUGGAAAAUAACAUCCCUGUCCAGAUGGACCAAAAAAAGAUGGUUAUGAUAAUACAAGUUUGGUGCUUUUCCUCCAAAUAUUUGGUUAGCUUUAUGUUAUUAAUUUACUUGGCUAAACAGCACUGCUGUUUAGGUUUUUUAAUAGUAAGGGUUCUAAUUGUGUUUUUUCUCAGAGCUCUUUGGGGACAGUCUGUUUUGAAUGGCUGUCGACUGCUGGAAGGAAGGUCCCACUCCGUUAGAUCCACUACUCUGAGUUGCC